This is a messenger RNA of Saprolegnia parasitica CBS 223.65, 300 nucleotides long. RefSeq lists its product as hypothetical. The transcript has a single exon. The coding region runs from base 1 to 300 and encodes 99 amino acids. NCBI's taxonomy places the organism in Eukaryota, Oomycota, Saprolegniomycetes, Saprolegniales, Saprolegniaceae. The record is from RefSeq and is a predicted model, not a curated record.
AUGUCCUCCAAUUCCGUCCUCAUGCAAGGAGAGUGCGUCCUUCUGUUGCCCGAACAAGUCCCCGAUCAAGCCAUCUUCUGCCCCGCGUACGCCAAGGUCACGGGCGUCCAAAAGAAGACUGCCAAGGUGUCAGUCGAGCGCAUCCCGUACGGCGACAAGCCCACGUUUGCGACCUCGCUCGAAGCUUCGCUCAAACCUCAACAAGUCCCAUCGAAGAAGCGACCAAGACCAAACCCGACGUCCUCCUCCGUCAAGGUGUCGUCGCUAUCCACGACGCAGUAUACCACUACGGCCAAGUAA